GCAAGUCCAGUAGUCACCAGCCCUCACGUCAUGUUCCGCUCCCGCUUAAGUCGUGUGUCUCCUCAGCCCGACUCUUCGGACGCACUUCGGUCUUUGCCAUUAGAUUCAAUAAUCUUCAAAUUAUCAUUACAGCUAACUUCUCUGUCAGAAUUGGUACAUGUAUUUUACAGAUAAACGACACGAGACGACUGGCAAACCGAAACCACUUCAAUACGAGCUUCAAGACUGGCGCCAGCGAGACAGACUCAAGACUGUGUCUGCUGCCCUCGCGGUCUGCUUAAACAUUGGCGUCGAGCCGCCGGAUCAACUCAAGACGAACCCAGGUGCCAAGCUUGAAGCAUGGACUGACCCGACCGUACCACCCAUUCAGAAAGCCCUUGAGAACAUUGGGAAAGCACUCCAAGCCCAGUACGAAACGCUGGCGAUUAGAGCACGCUAUAAACAAUACCUGGACCCAUCGGUGGAGGAAACCAAGAAGUUCUGUAUUUCAUUGCGUCGAAACGCCAAAGACGAGCGUGUUCUGCUGCAUUAUAACGGUCACGGAGUCCCCAAGCCCACCGCAUCUGGAGAGAUUUGGGUUUUCAACAAAAACUACACGCAGUAUAUCCCCGUAUCACUGUAUGACUUGCAACAUUGGCUACAAGCUCCCACGAUCUUUGUGUGGGACUGCUCGGAGGCGGGUAACAUUCUCAACAACUAUCAUCGGUUCGUCGAGAAGCACGAGGAGGAAGAGGAGGAAGCGGCGGAGCGCGACCCCAACUACGUGAAGACGAACUUCAGGCCGUACAUCCACUUAGCUGCUUGUGCAGUCAAGGAAAAUCUCCCAACUAAUCCCCUCCUACCCGCCGACCUUUUUACUGCUUGCCUCACGACCCCAAUCGAGAUGGCACUUUGGUUCUUCGUCCUUCAAAAUCCGUUAAAGACGAACGUCAGCCCGGAGCGGGCAAAAAAGCUACCUGGUCGCCUUCAGGAAAGACGCACGCCGCUGGGUGAGCUAAAUUGGAUCUUUACAGCCAUCACAGACAGUAUCGCAUGGACGACGCUGCCCCGGGAUCUCUUCCGGAAGUUCUUCCGUCAAGACCUCAUGGUGGCGGCCUUGUUCCGAAACUUUCUCCUUGCUCAGCGCGUUAUGACUGUCUAUGGCUGCCAUCCUCAGUCGUACCCUGCGCUCCCCGAUACUCACCAGCAUCCUUUGUGGGAGACUUGGGAUCUGGCUGUCGAUAUGGCUUUGGCCCAGUUGCCCAUGCUGGAGAAGAAAGAGAACGAAGGACUCGACUACGAGUACCAGAACUCGACCUUCUUCACUGAGCAGCUCACGGCUUUCGAUGUCUAUCUCACCAGAGGUGACGCUAUGGCCCAGAAAUCCCCAGAUCAGCUACCCGUCGUGCUCCAAGUACUCCUCAGCCAACAGCAUCGAGUACGCGCGCUUAUCCUUCUGGGCAGGUUCCUGGAUCUCGGCCCGUGGUCAGUUCAACUUGCUCUCAGCAUCGGUAUCUUCCCCUACGUUUUGAAAUUGCUCCAAUCCGCAGCGGCAGAGUUGAAACCUGUCAUGGUUUUCAUCUGGGCCCGGCUCAUCGCCGUGGACAUUUCUUGCCAACAGGAUCUUAUCAAGGACAGUGGCUACAGCUACUUUGCCCAAAUCCUCAAGCCCUCUGAGGGACUGCCCGUCGUCGACAGCGAUGAGCACAAGGCCAUGUGUGCCUUCAUUCUCGCCAUGCUAUGCAAGGACUACAAGAAUGGCCAGAUGGUUUGUAACCAGACAGACAUCAUGUCAUACUGCCUGACCCACCUUCAGAACGAAGAGAACCCGCUUCUUCGACAGUGGGCAUGUCUCUGCAUCAGCCAGCUGUGGCAGGAUCUGCCCGAGGCAAAGUGGCGCGGGAUCCGGGAGAACGCAUACGUGAAACUUGCCUACUUGAACAAGGACCCGUGCUGCGAGGUGCGAGCUGCCAUGGUUCACGCCAUGACAACUUUCCUCGGCAUUCCUGAUCUCACAGACGAGGUUGCUCGCAUCGAAGAGUCAAUUGCAUGGGCAAUCCUCGACAUGGGCAACGAUGGAAGCCCUAUGGUCCGAAAGGAGUUCGUCGUCUUCUUGUCGCACUUUGCUGUUCGUUUCGAGAACAAGUUUAUGGUUGCAGCCUACGAGCAACUUGUGGAGGAGAAGGAAUACCUCCUCUUCCCGCCUAGGGAUGACGGCCAAGAGCACAAGAUGGGACUGCACUACGCGAGACCGGACAGCCGAAAUAAGGACGGCAGCAUCAAGCCUACUGCCCAUGGUCUGUCCCACAAUACUGUUUACAUGGCAUUGUGGAAGCUGGCGCUUGUCCUCAGCGUGGAUCCCCACCCCGAGGUGCAACGUGAGGCCACUGUCGUUGUUGAUUAUGUGCACAACGCGCUCCUCAGCUCAAGCGCCGGAGCUCCAGCGCAAUUGGUGAUGAGCGAGAUUCAGAGGCGGGCGAGCCGGAUGGCAAAUAGGAAUGCUCCUAGCGCUAGUCAGCGCAACAGCCUCAUGGGCACACCCAAUACACAGCCAUUGCCAUCCCCUGGGUUGCUGCGCAGGACUGCCAGCCUUUUGUUCCAAUCCUUCAUUGGAGCUGAGGACAAGUCGAGGCCAACGACACCAACGUCCCCGGCACUUCCCAGGUCACCUUCUAUGAAGUUGACACCGGGCCAACUGACUGCUCCCCCUGAGCAGAACGACCAGUCGACGCCAUUCUCGCAAUACCACGUUGCGCAUGAGCCUAUGUCAGGAGCCUACAAGCAACGUGACCUGACAAAAUCCCCCACCCUGCCUCUGAAGAGCAGGUUCCUCGAAUGGUCCAUUGAGUACUUUCGCGAGCCGCAAAUGAAGCCGAGCGAGGCCGAUGAGCCCGGUAGCACCGAGUACAACGAGCGUCUCUGGCGAAGAGCCCGGAACGAGAACAUCCUACGAGAAACACAGCCAAUGAAGCAGCAAGCCGGUAGUCAUAAGUGGACUAACCAGCUAGGCAUUGUCAACAACGGCGCUCAGCCUGCCAAGAUGACAUUUCAUCAGUUUGAAGAUCAUCUAGCCGUGGCUGACGACGGAAACACGGUGUACGUAUGGGAUUGGAAAAAGCAGGGCCGCUUGAGCCGAUUCAGCAACGGAAACCCCGAGGGAUCAAGGAUCAGUGACAUGAAGUUCAUCAACGAAGACGACCAAGCAUUCCUCCUUACUGGGUCCUCAGACGGAGUGAUCCGCGUAUAUCGCAACUACGAUUCCGAUGCUGAGUUAGAGCUCGCCUCGUCCUGGCGUGCCCUGACACACAUGAUCCCAAGCAAUGUCAAUUCGGGCAUGGUGUUUGAUUGGCAGCAAGUGGCUGGCCGAGUCCUUGUUGCUGGAGACGUCCGAGUGAUUCGGGUGUGGUACGCAGCGUACGAGACUUGUAUCAUGGACAUUCCGGCACGGUCAGGGUCCUGUGUCACGUCGUUGACGUCGGAUCAGAUGACGGGUAACAUGUUUGUUGCCGGCUUCGGCGACGGAGCCGUGCGAGUAUUCGAUACUCGCAACAGACCGCAGGAGUCGAUGGUGCGCAAGUGGAAGGAUGAGUCAGACAGGCAAUGGAUCAAGAGUGUGCACAUGCAGCGUGGUGGUCAGCGAGAGCUACUGAGCGCCAGCCGUAAUGGCAAGGUCAAGGUGUGGGAUAUCCGAAUGGACAAACCCUUGCACUCGUUCCAGACAACUCGGGACACGCUCCGCACGGCCAGCACGCAUGAACACCUCCCGGUAUUCGCAGUGGGAACAUCAGCCCACACGGUCAAGGUCUUCAAUUUGGAUGGAAAUCAGCUUUCUUCCGUCGAGCCGUACUCGAGCUUCCUUCAACAGAGCAGAAGCUCGCCAAUCUCGGCGACAGCGUUCCAUCCACACCGACCCAUCUUAGGUUGCGCUGCACGGGGCGACCACCAUAUCAACCUUUUUACUUGCGAGAAGUCGGAGCCAUUGCACCUUGGUUAGGGCUCUUGGAGCAGUACUUUUGGCUUCUGACCUGGAUAGAUGGAGAACGGUGUCCGAUUAAUAUGCACACCGUCGAGACGGGGAAAUCGGGAAUGAACAGCGCCCGCGUUGCAUAUCAUAUCAUCGGCGUGUUU
Molecule: messenger RNA, 4107 nt
Organism: Ilyonectria robusta
Lineage: Eukaryota; Fungi; Ascomycota; Sordariomycetes; Hypocreales; Nectriaceae
Product: raptor N-terminal caspase like domain-containing protein
Exons: 3
Coding region: 158-3973 (1271 amino acids)
Biological process (GO): TOR signaling; positive regulation of protein serine/threonine kinase activity; regulation of autophagy
Cellular component (GO): TORC1 complex; cytoplasm
Molecular function (GO): protein-macromolecule adaptor activity; protein binding
Source: RefSeq, a predicted model, not a curated record